Messenger RNA from Patiria miniata (bat star), 2919 nucleotides. Its product is annotated as alpha-1,3-mannosyl-glycoprotein 4-beta-N-acetylglucosaminyltransferase B-like. Gene Ontology annotation, biological process: protein N-linked glycosylation. NCBI's taxonomy places the organism in Eukaryota, Metazoa, Echinodermata, Asteroidea, Valvatida, Asterinidae. The record is from RefSeq and is a predicted model, not a curated record. Gene Ontology annotation, molecular function: acetylglucosaminyltransferase activity. The transcript has 14 exons. Gene Ontology annotation, cellular component: Golgi stack; endoplasmic reticulum; endoplasmic reticulum-Golgi intermediate compartment. The coding region runs from base 312 to 1976 and encodes 554 amino acids.
UUGCAUUGUACGUCGUCCAUUCGAUUAUUAUCAUCGCACGGUCGAUACACAACGACAAAACAUGAGGACUGUUCCGUUUACAUGGUUAAUGACGGCCAGUCGGUCGUGUAAAGUCACACUCUGGUCAUGGUGAAGUGUCAGGAUUACAUAUUUUGAUGGUAUUCUUUGUCCAAGAUCGGCGUGACUUUGUGUUGGUUACAGGAGAGUCCGGCCAGUGCUAGCCUACGUCAGGCCGGCUGGAUCGCCCGCAGGGGUCACCGACUGUCUGGCCGGAGGUACGGCUCUUGUAGAGCGCUCAGACGGGGGGACUCAUGGGCCCAAGAACGCGGAAAUUCUGGCUUGUCUUCUGCUCUGUUUUUGCUACGUUUUCUUUCUUUGCUGUGCUUAACCGUACAGAUGAUAAUGAUGUGUAUGAGUACACUGCCAAGCUACAGGAGCUGCAGGUACGUAUACGCAACACAGAGCUGCAGAGUGACACGCGGAAAGCCGAAGUCAGGCACCUCCAAAGAGAAAUCCAGAAGAUACGAGAGGAAGUAGCACGAGGGAACAUCUCCAACCAGUUCUUACAGUCUGAGGCAAGCCACGAGACUUUAGCAAAACUCCGCUCGCAGCUUUUACAAGGGCAGAACGAUGGCAAUUGGAGUAUGAUGCACUUGCCGUCAAUUCUUCAGUACAUGCCUCAUUUAAUUGGCAAGCCGGACAGUCUCCAGCCCGCGUUCCAUCUAUCCAAAGGUGUCACACAAGUUUCCAUGGUGAUUGGUGUGCCGACCAUCAAGCGAGAUGUGGAGAGCUAUUUGAUGGAGACACUGUCCUCGCUGGUCGCAGGCUUGUCGCCGGAGGAGAAAAUAGACUGUUUAAUUGUGGUCUUAAUUGCAGAGGUGGAUAUAGACUUUGUACGGAAGCAAGCUUCUCUUAUUCAAAGCAAUUUCCAGCCCGAGUUGGAUUCUGGACUCCUUGAGGUUAUCUCGCCCCGACCUGAUUACUACCCUGACCUGAAUGCCGUCCGGGAAACGUUUGGGGACACUCAGGAUAGAGUCAAAUGGAGAACGAAACAGAACUUGGACUUCUCAUAUCUUAUGAUGUAUUCUCAGUCUAGAGGCAAAUAUUAUGUUCAGCUUGAGGAUGACCUAGUGGCGCAGGCUGGCUACUUCACAACAAUGAAGACAUUUGCUAUGCAACAACAGAACAAGAACUGGCUUCUUCUAGAAUUCUCUGCACUAGGGUUUAUUGGUAAAAUGUUCAAGACCCGUGACUUGAACAUGAUUGUUGAGUUCUUUCUUAUGUUCCACAAGGACAAGCCCAUUGACUGGUUACUGGACCAUAUUCUCUACGUUAAAGUUUGCAACCCAGAAAAGGACCCUAAACACUGUAGUAGAGAGAAGGCAGCUUACCGAAUCCGUUACAAACCAUCCCAGUUCCAGCAUAUAGGAUUGCACUCGUCUCUCAAGGGAAAAGUACAGAAAUUAAAGGACAAGGAUUUUAAAAAAGGUUUCAAGCGUCAGUUUGCCCACAUCAACCCCAACGCUGAGGUUUCCUCCACCAUUAACCACUACAUGAAGUACACAUUACUCAAAGCCUACCAAGGAGAGGAUAUAUUCUGGGGCACCACACCGUCAGCCGGCGACCUCGUAAAGUUCAAAUUCGUCCCACCAAUUUUAAUACAAGAAUUUCAAUUUGUGAGCAGCAACGAACAAAACCCAGGCGACAAGUUGUACAACACAAUCGUAGAAGUGCUUCCAAGCUAUCAGCGCGAAAAGAAGGAGGGCAUUUUAGAAGCUGAUGACAGCAAGGAUGGCCAGACGAACAGAACAGAAGACGGAUACAUUCAAGUUGGCCAAUUUGAUGAAGGAAAAGCCAUUGGGAAAGUAAAUUCCAACAUCGGUGAAGUGGAGGAGCUGAGACUACGUGUUAUGGAGGACCUGAAGAACUGGGUCAUCUUAUCCAAUAUUCACAUUGUGCCUGUAGUGAAGAAGUGACCGUAGUGGCCUUACAGACACCGGAUGAUCGUCCAGUCUCCUCCCCAGCGGCUAAAACUCCACACCAGUAUUUCCUGCCAUAGUUUGCUCAGUCAUCUCAAACUUCAGCUGAAUUGUUUUAAAGAUGUUUUCUGUAUGUGAAGCACUCAUUCAAAAUGUGUGUUUGAAAAUGCUGUGAUGUUUUUUUCACGACACAAGGUUUCCAAAAAAUACUUGUGAAAUACAGUUUCAUGUUGGAGUUUGCUAAUACGCAGCUUGCUUUUGGACAUAAAAUAUGGUAAAUUGUGGCCAGUCAUCUUAGCAGUCAACCAGCCUACAAGCGCUAACUGAAAGUAAAUUCACGGAGCAAAUUUUCAUUCCAUCUUCGAGUCCAUCACAGGUCCGGUCACAACUAAAUAUCAAGUCCUUUCACAAGUAACAGGGGAAGACAGUUCAUAUGAAUAGCUUGUGACUUGACUUGAGAUGGGAUAACUCAUGACAGACUUGUGUGGAUUUGUGAUGGACUUGACUGCACCACUUGGUUGCAGCAUUGGAGUAAUGGCCGCCCUUACCUCAUUUUGUGUAAUUGUUAUUUUUCCUGAACUUCCUGAACUUUGACGGCUUGGUUGAAUAGUCUUGUGAUGCAUCCUGAUAACUGCUUUUAGCCCAUGGGCUGUUUGACUUGAAUGUUGUGCUAUUAUUUGAAUGCAUCGAGGUUUGUGUACAUUGCGCAUUGAAUGACGGUCAACGCAUAUUUGCACCUUUUUUUUCCCAGGUCAUCCAGAGACUUUCUCAAAGAAGGCUUGCCCAUUCCCUCUCCCCACCCCCCUUCUUGCUCACUCCCCUCCCCUUCUCCCCCUUGUCCCCUAAAAAAAUAAAUAAUUACUUCUAUAGAUUCUGGACAAUCCAGAAGCCUGUUGUAGAAAACUGUAAUUGAUGUACAGUCGACUCUCGUUAGUACAAA